Molecule: messenger RNA, 1962 nt
Organism: Lynx canadensis (Canada lynx)
Lineage: Eukaryota; Metazoa; Chordata; Mammalia; Carnivora; Felidae
Product: cadherin-23-like
Exons: 18
Coding region: 1-1962 (653 amino acids)
Biological process (GO): homophilic cell-cell adhesion
Cellular component (GO): plasma membrane
Molecular function (GO): calcium ion binding
Source: RefSeq, a predicted model, not a curated record
AUGACGGUGCAGGGCAACAGGACCUCUCCUGGACAACUGAUUGUUGACCCUGGCCAUGUGUCCCACGUGUCCCUCAGCAGUGGCAGCUGGAGUUCCUCGCCAGUUAAACUGAAAACCAAUGGCGGGAAAGUAGCAGCUGAGCGCUUCAGGUACAAAGAAGCAGAUUAUGACCUACUCAAGGCAAGUGACUUCACCUCUCUGUGCUUGGGCUUCCCCUUCCGUGAAAUGGGGAUGAUGAGAGUAUCCGCCGUGCAAGGCUGGUGUGCAGAAAUGUGGUGCUCCCAGGGGCAUCCCUGCUAUGGGGAUAAGCCCCUGCGGAAGGACUGCUGGAGGGUCAGGCCCCCUGUCGCCUCCGCUUACCCAGUCGUUAGCCCUGCUGACAAGGUCGAUGAUGCCUCUGCCUUGGAGACUGGUUCCUCUGUGACCCAGUUGCUGGCCCGAGACAUGGACAACGACCCCCUGGUGUUUGGCGUGUCUGGGGAGGAGGCCUCUCGCUUCUUUGCCGUGGAGCCUGACACAGGUGUGGUGUGGCUGCGGCAGCCGCUGGACAGAGAGACCAAGUCUGAGUUCACAGUGGAGUUCUCUGUCAGCGACCACCAGGGGGUGAUCACGCGAAAGGUGAACAUCCAGGUCGGGGACGUGAAUGACAACGCGCCCACGUUUCACAAUCAGCCCUACAGCGUCCGCAUCCCCGAGAACACACCGGUGGGGACACCCAUCUUCAUUGUGAACGCCACGGACCCCGACCUGGGUGCGGGCGGCAGUGUCCUCUACUCCUUCCAGCCCCCCUCCCUGUUCUUUGCCAUCGACAGUGCCCGCGGCAUCGUCACGGUGAUCCGGGAGCUGGACUACGAGACUACGCAGGCCUACCAGCUCACCGUCAACGCCACGGAUCAAGACAAGACCAGGCCUCUGUCCACCCUGGCCAACUUGGCCAUCAUCAUCACAGAUGUCCAGGACAUGGACCCUAUCUUCAUCAACCUGCCUUACAGCACUAACAUCUAUGAGCAUUCUCCUCCGGGCACAACCGUGCGAGUUAUCACUGCCAUUGACCAGGAUAAAGGACGUCCCCGGGGGAUUGGCUACACCAUCGUCUCAGGGAAUACCAACAGCAUCUUCGCCCUGGACUACAUCAGUGGAGCGCUGACCUUGAACGGCCUACUGGACCGGGAGAACCCCCUGUACAGCCAUGGCUUCAUCCUGACCGUGAAGGGCACAGAGCUGAAUGAUGACCGCACCCCGUCCGAUGCCACAGUCACCACAACCUUCAACAUCUUGGUUAUCGACAUCAAUGACAAUGCCCCAGAGUUCAACAGCUCUGAAUACAGCGUGGCCAUCACUGAGCUAGCCCAGGUCGGCUUUGCUCUACCCCUCUUCAUCCAGGUGGUGGACAAGGACGAGAACUUGGGCCUGAACAGCAUGUUCGAGGUGUACCUGGUGGGGAACAACUCCCAGCACUUCAUCAUCUCCCCCACCUCUGUCCAAGGGAAAGCGGACAUUCGCAUCCGGGUGGCCGUCCCCCUGGACUAUGAGACUGUGGACCGCUACGACUUUGAUCUCUUUGCCAAUGAGAGUGUGCCUGACCACGUGGGCUAUGCCAAGGUGAAGAUCGCCCUCAUCAACGAGAAUGACAAUCGGCCCAUCUUCAGCCAGCCACUGUACAACGUCAGCUUGUACGAGAACGUCACCCUGGGGACCUCUGUGCUGACAGUCCUGCCCGUGGCCCCGCUGGCUUUCACCAAGAUGCUCCUUGCAAUCAGUCACCUGGUGCCUGAGGUCCCACGGAUCCUCUUGGCAGCCAGAGAGCAAGUGCCGGAGGCUGAGGUCGUCAGCUCCCCACCCCCAGCCAUCUUCACAUAUCGGGGCCUGGCUCGUCUGGGCAGCCUCCAGUGCCUGAGUCUAAGCCUUGCCCACCUCCUUCUCAACACCCCUGGCCCCAGGGUUGUGGAGUCGUGCAGAUAG